AUGGCGAUCCGCGCAGUAAGGUUUCCUUUCUUAUCCGUUUACACGCUGUGGUGCUUACUGGCAAGAGCGAAAGCACUAAGUUUACCGACUGGGAUCAAGACGGUCUCACGAAAGGAGUUUUUCCAAUUGCCGUUUGUGGCGUCCAUUGCAGGAGCAACCGUCUUCUUGGGAGCGUCUCCAGCCGCUGAUGCAGUGGAAAUAGAAGGAAAGUUGGGAUUUACGGAUGCGCAAGUUAAGGAAAUUGUGAAAUCUGAUGUGCUAGAUCGCAAGUUUCUUGCAACUGGUGACUUAACACGGUCGAUCUAUCGACCGACAGCAACGUUUACCGACGAGAUUGAUACGUACAAGCUCGAUCAAUGGAUGAAGGGGACGCAGCGCCUUUUCGUGGGAGACAAAUGCACCGUUCGUCUUGUAGGUGACGUCGACGUAACUCCGGAGAAGAUUGAAUUCCGUUUUGAUGAAGAUCUCAUGUUCCGCAUACCAUUUACACCAGUUGUGUCACUCACUGGUUCAAUCGUUCUUAGUCGAGACGAAGCAGGAUAUAUCACAUCGUACAAGGAAAAUUGGGAUCAAGACGUAUGGUCUGUGAUCAAGACAGCCAAGUUUUAG
Messenger RNA from Phaeodactylum tricornutum CCAP 1055/1, 609 nucleotides. RefSeq lists its product with no specific name. NCBI's taxonomy places the organism in Eukaryota, Bacillariophyta, Bacillariophyceae, Surirellales, Neidiaceae. Bases 1 to 609 code for a protein of 202 amino acids. The transcript has a single exon. The record is from RefSeq and is a predicted model, not a curated record.